Messenger RNA from Triticum dicoccoides, 783 nucleotides. Its product is annotated as ethylene-responsive transcription factor 2-like. The record is from RefSeq and is a predicted model, not a curated record. The transcript has a single exon. Gene Ontology annotation, molecular function: DNA binding; DNA-binding transcription factor activity. Bases 1 to 783 code for a protein of 260 amino acids. Gene Ontology annotation, biological process: regulation of DNA-templated transcription. NCBI's taxonomy places the organism in Eukaryota, Viridiplantae, Streptophyta, Magnoliopsida, Poales, Poaceae.
AUGAAUCUGGUCCAAAACCAGCCGCCGACCGCGAACACCCAACCAUCACUUCAUUUCCGUUCCCGACCGCUCGCCCGUCCGCCGCAGCUCCACCCCGCAGAUCCGCCACGCCCGGCUCCGCCCGCCACCGCCCCGCCCGCCACCGUCGCCCCGCAGCUCCGCCACCGCUCCGCCCGCCACCGCCCUGGCCGCACGCCGCUCCACUGCUCUCGGAUGGUGCCGAAGGGCAAGUCGGGCUUCUUCGGCGUGAGGCAGAAGCCCUCCGACAACUGGGGUGUGGAGAUCCCCGACGCCGGAAGGCGUUGGUGGAUCGGCACGUACCCCUCCGCCCACGAGGCCGCGCGUGCCUAUGACGUGGCGGUGUGGCGUGCCGAGAGGCCUCGGUCGCACCUCAACUUUCCAGAGAUCGAGAGUCGGGCGGAAGCGGAGAUGCUUGUGCCGCAGGGCAUCAACAUGAAGGAGAUCACGACGAAGAAGAAGAAGACGAAGAAGCCGUCGGUUGUCGUUAGUGCUGGCGAGACCGAUGAGGAGGCGAUGGCGAGGUUUGCUUGGGAGCAUCCGGAGUACGUCCAGGCCGAGAUGGAGUACUACUGGAAGCGUGAGGCAGAGCAGAAGAAGAAGGGGUCGAAGAAGGAGGAUGAGGCCGGUCCCUCGACGGUGAUCCCCAUCGAGUCCUAUUCCGAGGAGGAUUGGGCAGACUUCUCGGAGGAGGAGGAGGAGGGGUGCGACGACCCGACGAAGGAGGAGUUCUGGGAGCAGUUCCGUAGCUCCGAUGAGGAGUAG